AUGUCAAAAGUAGUAGUAAAAUUCUAUUUGAAUAAACAAUGUAUUUCAACUAAACCAAUGAAUUCACAAGACAAUUUAAAAACAGCAAGAGAGAAAUUAAAAGAAAAGAUGUCUGGUUCUCAACAAUUCCUAACAAAAGAAGGAGAUUUAAUUGAUAUAAAUGAUGAAGAUUCAUUUACUAUAGAAGAUGUAAUUGAUUCAUCAAGAAUAAUAAAUAUCAAAGAAACAGCAGAUAAAAAGGAAUUAAAAAUAAAAUUAAAUGACAAAUUAUUUAAAACUAUUGAAUUGGAUAAGAAAACAAAAUUAAGUGAUAUCAGGAAAUCAAUUCAAAAUAUUCCAGAAUCUGCACAUUUCUAUACACUUGAUAACGAAAUAAUUGAAAAGGAUGAAGAAGAUGUGUUUUUAGUAGAAGACAUAUUAAAUAAUGACGAAAUUAUUAUUAAAAAAGAGAAAGAAAAUGCACCAGAAAAUGAUAUUGUAACUGUUAGAAUAUAUUUAAAUGGAAAACCAUUAAUAAAAAAUGAAUUCAACAAGAACUCUUCUCUUUCAGAUAUAAGAAAGGAAAUUGAAAAUAUAAAAAAUAUUCCAAAAGACUUUGUAUUUGAAGACCAAGAAGGAUUUAAAAUACAAAAAGGUGAAGAACAGUCAUUAAAAUUAACAUCUGUUCUGUAUGAUAACAAGAUCAAUAUAACAACAGAAAUGUUUGAUACUUCAUCAAAUAAUACAACAUCUGUUGGUUCACCAUGUAAUACUACAGAUUUAUCUGAACCAAAUGUUCCAAUUGAAGGAAGUAUAAGAUUGGAAAAUCAUGAAACAGGAAAAUUGAAAAUAUAUUUAUAUCCAAAUGAAGAAUUUAAUCAAGUAGAUGAGAGUGAUGCAAUUGCUAUUUUGGUUGUUGGACAAACAGGAAGUGGUAAAACAACAUUAUUAAAUAGUUUUAUAAAUGCAUUAUAUGGAAUCAAGAUAACAGAUGAUUUUAGAUAUAUAAUUAUAAAUGAAGGUAAUUUAGAACAGAAUAGAGAUCAAUCUAAAAGUCAAACAAGUGAAGUAACAAUUUAUAAUAUUAAAAGAACAAAAAAAGCACCACCAAUAAAAAUAAUAGAUACACCUGGAUUUGGAGAUACAAGAGGAAUGGAGUAUGACAAAGUAAUUACUAAACAAAUCAAAGAAGCAUUUGAAACAAAAGUAUCAGAUUUAAAUGCUAUUUGUUUUGUUGCACAAUCAAGUAAUGCAAGACUAACAGCAAACCAAAAAUAUAUAUUUGGGAAUAUUAUUGAUUUAUUUGGUAAUGAUGUGAAAAAGAAUUUUAUUGCUAUGCUUACAUUCUGUGAUGGUAAAACACCACAAGUUAUUAAUGCAUUACAAUCAAAAGAAUGUAUUUUCAGUACAAUUAUUCCAUAUAUAGAUGAACCAUGGUAUUUAAAAUUUAAUAAUUCAGCUAUUUAUGAUGAUAAUACUGAAGAUGGAUUUACACAAAUGUUUUGGCAGUUAGGUAUGAAGAACUUUGAUGACUUUAUUGAAAAAUUAAUAAAAUUACCAAGAAAAUCAUUAGAAAAGUCGAGAGAAGUUUUGAAGAGUAGAGAACGUAUCAAAGUGCAAAUUGAAGGAUUGAGUAAAUCAUUAAAUAAUGGCUUAUCAAAACUGAGUGAAAUAAAACAGACAUAUGAAGUAUUUUAUUUGAAUCGAGAUAAGAUUAAUAAUAAUCAAAAUUUUACUUUUACUGUAACAAAAAGAGAUCAAGUUCAGAUUAAAUUAAAACCAGGAGAAUAUGUAACUAAUUGUUUGAGAUGUAAGAACACAUCAUGUCAUUAUCCAUGUUUUAUUCCAGGAGAUGUAAAAGAUGGAUGUUAUUGUAUUGGUGCUAAUGGAUAUUGUAAUGUAUGUGGUUGUUAUUAUACACACCACGCAAACUCAAAAUACAGAUGGGACUAUAAAGAAGAAACAGAAACAAAAACAGCACAAGAAGUACUUGCAAGAUAUAAAGAAGGUGUAGAAGGUAAGGCUAGUGCAGAAAAUAUGUUAAAAAAGUUAGAAGAAGAAUACUAUGAAAUUCAAAUGGAUUGUUAUGAUAAAGAAGUAGAAAUUAUAGAAUGUAUUAAUAGAUUAUCAUCAAUUGCAUUAAAUGAUAAAAUUACCAGUUCCAAUGAAUAUUUAGAUUUAUUAAUUGAGUCAGAAAAUGAUGAAAAGAAACCUGGAUAUAAAGAAAGAGUUGAAGGAUAUAAAAAACUAAAAAAAGCAAAUGAAACAAUAGAAGAUAUUAUGAAAAAAUCAGGUUCAAAAAAGAGUAAGGAAGAAAUUAAGAAAGAACUUGAAAGAAAAAAGGAAGAUUUAGUACAAGGACAAAAAUCAACAUUAGAUAAAAAUUGUGAGAGCUGUGUUAUUUGUUGA
Messenger RNA from Entamoeba dispar SAW760, 2388 nucleotides. RefSeq lists its product as uncharacterized. NCBI's taxonomy places the organism in Eukaryota, Evosea, Mastigamoebida, Endamoebidae. The record is from RefSeq and is a predicted model, not a curated record. Gene Ontology annotation, molecular function: GTP binding. The transcript has a single exon. The coding region runs from base 1 to 2388 and encodes 795 amino acids.